AUGUUUGAAUUUAGCACAAACCCUACUAUCGAGGUACUUCGAAAAGAUUGUGAGAUAUUCAGAUAUGAGAAAAUGAAGUGGGGUUCAUGGCAAACUGCAAGAAAUUUGUUUCUUGCCCUUGUUGGUGAACUAGGAGAACUUUCUACUGAUGUUGCUGCUAACGAAGGAUUUGCUAACCCUAAAGAUUGCAGUGACAAUGAAGAGGAUGAAGAGGAUGAAGAAGUUAAUGUUGAGAAUACCGCAGACAGCAAGGAAAAAGACCCUACAGUAGAAACUGUUUUGUGUGAGCUUUCUGAUGUGUUCAGUUACCUGAUAUGUUUAGCACAGGAAUGUCAAGUUGAUCUUGCAAUCCCUGAUUCAUGCAGAAAUAGUAAACCGUCUUCUAGUUUUUCUGAUGUUGCUUGGAAUGAGAUUGAAGUAACAGCCUUUUAUCAGACUGUUAGGAUUUCUGAGAAGACUAGCAUAAUGAAAGAUUUCCUGAGCCUGUGCUUUUCUACUUCCAAACUGAAUGAUGUUUUUCAAUGGAUAACUGUUGAAAAGAAUCUUAAGAAUUUUUCUGUGGAUAAGCAGCAAACUGUUGACAAGAUUUUGAAACAAGUUUUCUGUCAUGUAGUUGUCAUUGCUUCGAAGUAUGAGUAUGAUUUACCGAAAUUAUUGGAAGAUAAGAAUGCUAUGAUCGCAGAAAAAUAUUCUAAGCACAUUGGAAGAUUAACAAAGGAUGAUGUUAUCGAAAGUCGAUAUUCAGAUCUCCCUAAUUUUUACCUUGAUGCAGAUACCCCUGGCCAUGAUUAUCUUCUAGAUAAGCCAGUGAACGACUUGAAAGUAUCAGCUGAUAAUCUAGUAUGUAAGCUUAUGGAGUCAAUCGGACUGAUCGCUGAAAUAUUCCAGUGGGACACAGAUGAUGCAUUCAACAAGAAAAUGCAUAAAAAUAGAGCAAAAUAUCCAGUUGGUAGUAGCAGUGGCAUUUUCAUCAAAUAUAACGAAAUGAAAGGCAAAGUGCCUAACCUCCCCUCUAGUGAUGCUUUAGAAAGAGUAGAGAUGUCAGCACAGCUUGAGCAAAUUAUCGCCCAACUGUUGGUCCCCGACAGCAAUGCUAUCCAAGCAGCAACGGUUAAACUCAAGGAGUUUUCUAAGGACCCUGCCAUUGUACCUGCUCUGUGUCAAAUUCUCAGCACAUCGGAGAACAACACGAUAAGACAGUAUGCAGCCACCAUACUGCGACAAAAGAUUGAAAGAAUUUGGUCAAAACUUGAUAACGAUCUGAAGAAUGGAAUCAAGACCAUCUGCCUGCAGGUUCUACAAAGUCAAGUAACAAAAGAAGUGAGAAACUCAGUGACUGCUGUAAUCUGUGUUAUUACCAAACACGAGUUCAGUUCGUGGCCCGAGCUGCUCAACUUCAUCACUGCGGCUUGUUACAGUGACAACCUCCCUGCUAAGGAGCUGGGACUGUACAUGUUGGGAGUAGUAUCAGAGUCUGUGGGGGUGGAGAUGGAACCUCACUUUAACUCCAUGUUCGAGCUAUACGCCAACUGUCUCUCUCACCACAACCAGCCAGAGGUGCUGCAUCUAACAUGUGUUGCCAUGAGUCAACUCGUUCCUUACCUUGGCUCCAACCAUGCUCAGAAGUUUGGUGUUCUUCUGCCUAAUGCUAUCAAUGCUAUACAGAUAUUGCUUGGCGUGGACGAAGAUAAGGCGUGCACCUCAUUCGAACUAUUCGACUCUCUGUUGGAGUGUGAGGUUGCGAUUAUUGUACCUCAUUUAACCUCACUUCUGACACUUUGUUUGGAAGUAACUAAGAACACUGCAUUUGAUGAUGGAACCAGGGUCAAGUUCAUGACAUUCUUGAGUUGGUUGGUGUCGACGAAGAAGAAGGCUCUGCAAAAACUACAACUGGUAACCACGAUCCUUGAUGUAAUCCUACCUCUGAUGGCUUGUCCAGAUAUAGAUGAAGAUGAAGAUACGUCUCAGAAUCCUGGAUCUUUUGCUGGAAGCGUCCUGGACACUCUAGCUCUCCAUCUGCCUAGCGAUAAGCUGGUACCGAUCCUGUACAAGAACUACAUCCUACCACUCAUGUCAUCCGGACAACCUCUCGAGAGGAAAGCUGGAUUAACAGCCUUGGCUGUGGUAGCGGAAGGGACAUGCGAGUACAUGCUGGAGCACAUGAUGCAAGAUUGUCUCAAGUUGGCCGGAAAUGGGUUAUCUGACGAGGCUCCAGAAGUAAGGAAUGCUGCCCUCUACGCUCUGGGUCAAUUCGCUGAGCACUUCCAACCCGAUAUCGUCAAGUACAGCAAUGAGAUCCUGCCGAUUCUAUGUCAGAAGAUCGCGGAGGAGAUGAGUACCCAAAGUGCGGCCCUCACCCGAACCUACUACGCUCUGGAGUCCUUCUGUGAGAACAUGGGAGAGAACAUUGUGCCUUAUUUGCCGGAUCUUGUGGAGAAACUCGUGGUUAUGAUAGCUCACAGUCCUACUGUUCACGGUAAGGAGCUAGCAAUAAGUGCGUUGGGAGCAGUGAGUAACGCAGCAGAAGAAGCUAUUGUCCCCUUCCUAGGACAGGUUAUGGAGCAUCUCAAAGUUUACCUGACAGCCCCUGAUACUGAGGACGGCAUCAGGCUCAAGACCCAGGCUAUUGACACUCUCAGUGUGUUUGCUAGAAAGAUAGGAAAGGAAACGUUCAGCCCUAUGGCAGCAGAGUGCGUGCAGCUUGGUAUUGCUAAUCUGUCCUCCGCUGACGAUCCAGACCUUAGACGAUGUAUUUACAGUUUGUUUGCGGCAAUAUCAUCUACAUGUCCUGAAGCUCUUUACCCAUGUCUUGACCCAAUCGUAAAGAAAAUGUUCGAGACCUUAGAGAGCACUGAGAUAAAAUCUGCUUUAUAA
Messenger RNA from Bolinopsis microptera, 2874 nucleotides. RefSeq names its product importin-4-like. Gene Ontology annotation, biological process: protein import into nucleus. The record is from RefSeq and is a predicted model, not a curated record. The transcript is spliced from 17 exons. Lineage: Eukaryota; Metazoa; Ctenophora; Tentaculata; Lobata; Bolinopsidae. The coding region runs from base 1 to 2874 and encodes 957 amino acids. Gene Ontology annotation, cellular component: nucleus; cytoplasm. Gene Ontology annotation, molecular function: nuclear import signal receptor activity; small GTPase binding.